Misgurnus anguillicaudatus (oriental weatherfish) is the source of this 789-nucleotide messenger RNA. It is a transcript of the gene psmb12, whose product is annotated as proteasome 20S subunit beta 12. The record is from RefSeq and is a predicted model, not a curated record. Lineage: Eukaryota; Metazoa; Chordata; Actinopteri; Cypriniformes; Cobitidae. Gene Ontology annotation, molecular function: threonine-type endopeptidase activity. Gene Ontology annotation, cellular component: proteasome core complex; cytoplasm.
CGACCACCAGGGUUGUGUUUUGGAUCAGCGUGCGUUUAGAAGAGACACUCGGGAUCGACACAUUCAUCCAUAAUCUGUAUCUUUAAGUUUAUAGUAAUGGAAAGACUACAGUCAUACUCGCAAAUAAAAGGAGUCAGCACAGGCACCACCAUUCUUGCUGUCAAAUUUAAUGGAGGUGUUAUCAUUGGGUCUGACUCCAGAGCCUCUAUGGGCGAGUCCUACGUGUCGUCCAAAACCAUCAACAAGCUGAUACAGGUGCACGAUAGAAUAUUCUGCUGCAUAGCCGGAUCACUGGCAGAUGCACAAGCUGUUACCAAAAUGGCCAAAUUCCAGCUGUCAUUCCACAGUAUUCAGAUGGACUCUCCUCCUUUGGUAAAAGCUGCAGCCUCCAUUAUGAAAGAGCUUUGCUAUAACAACAAAGAGGACCUGCAGGCAGGAUUCAUCACAGCGGGUUGGGACAGGAAAAAGGGACCACAGAUAUACACAGUGGCUUUAGGAGGAAUGCUGCUCAGUCAGCCGUUUACCAUUGGCGGAUCUGGCAGCACGUAUAUCUAUGGUUAUGCAGAUGCCAAAUUCAAACCUGACAUGACUUUAGAAGAGGCUACACAGUUUUCCACAAAUGCUUUGGCUCUGGCUAUGGGUCGGGACAAUGUUAGUGGUGGUGUGGUUCACUUAGUUGUGAUCACUGAAGCUGGAGUCAAGCAUGUAGUUGUUCCAGGAGAUAAACUACCCAAGUUCCAUGAUGAAUAGGAAAACUCAACUGGAUGUUGAUUUUUUUUCACUACUUAG